AUGCUCAAUGUAGGUUUAUCCCAAUCUGUCAAUCAUCCGACACCUCAACAACACAUCAUCAACAACCGAACUGUUCAAGAUCAAGGUUCAGCUAGUUCAUCAAUUACAUAUUCAGACACUUGUAUCAACCGAUCACUAUUAUUAUCACAUUGUAUUCCUAUUCCCAGUACUAAUGGUGUUAUUAUAAAUCAGUCUAGUUCAUCGAAUAUCAACAACUCCACCACUCAAUGUCCAAUGUUCAACCAUCCAUGUUAUAUCACCAACUGCCAUCAUCAAUCAAUACCAUUGAACCUUCGUCCAUAUCAUCAACGUGCAGCGACAUUUAAUAAUCUUUAUAAUUCAACAAGUAAUAUGAAUCAUCUUCAAUUGAAUCAUCAACAAUGCCAAGAUAAUCAAAAUCAAAAUGUUACACCAAUAGAAAGUGAAAAUGACAAUGGUUUUACAUUAGUCAAACGAAAAAAAGAAAAAGAAAAAAAAUUGAUCUUACACAAAAUCAAACAUCUUCAUCGUGUUCUUCAUCACCAACAAUUUCCACGAAUAGAUCCGCUUUUUCAACAAACACCAACAGUAUUAUUACUCAUGUUCAACCGAGAAGCACAACAGUACGCUGAAACACGUUACGCCUUUCCACCAUUCAUCAUUAAAUUCCAACAAGAUAUUAAUGGAAGUUCAGUAAUAAAGUAUAUAGUAACUCAUUAUUCUUACAAUUAUAAUUUUAAUUUACAUUUCGCUGGUCAUCGAUUAAAACAUAAACGUGAUUUAUUAUUAUUUGUUAAUGAUCGUGAAUCGUUAUCAAUGCUCUACGAUGCAGCAAAGUGGCCGUUGACCAUUGAAUCACUCAAUUAUGAAAAAACUCUACCUAAUCAUUUAUCACCUCAAUUUUCGUUAGUUCUCAAGCAUGUUCCAUUUGAUAUUGAAACUGAUACAUUAUUAACAAACAUUAAAAAUACUUAUACUGAUGUAAUGAAUGCUCAUCGAAUUUUUAAUAAGAGUCAACAACCUACCGCAUUAGUUCGACUUGAUAUUAACAAUGUAAAUGUCAUUGAUGAAUUAUUUGAUAAGAAAUUUCUUUAUAUUGAUAAUUUAAGACUUAGAGUGAUGGAAUAUUUGGCACCAGCCAAGGUGUUGAUAUGUGGCAAAUGCUACCAGAUUGGACAUUUUAGAAGUACCUGUAAAAGUACUUUAGAAUAUUGUAAUACAUGCGGAUUUAAUAGUAAUGAUCUAAAUCGGCAUAAAGAAAAAUAUGAUAAAAAACAAUGCUGUAUUAGAUGUAAAGGUUCACAUGAUUCCAACGAUGUAAGUUGCCCUGAUGUUAAAACAUACAGAGUCGCACUCGCAAAUCUCUUUUAG
Molecule: messenger RNA, 1350 nt
Organism: Rotaria sp. Silwood2
Lineage: Eukaryota; Metazoa; Rotifera; Eurotatoria; Philodinida; Philodinidae
Source: the annotation of a GenBank genome assembly